AAAAUCAAAACCCAUUGAAGUCAAUCCUCGUGCGUUUCCUUUUUCACCAUCUCUAUUGCGCGGCCUCUCUCCUCUCGCUUCUGCUUCGAUUCUAGAGUCUUCUGCUCCUCAGAUCCUCCGGCCAUGGCGUCCGAUCUCGAAAUCAAAGCGAAGGAAGCGUUCAUCGACGACCACUUCGAGCUCGCCGUCGACCUCUACACUCAGGCGAUCUCCCUCAGCCCUAAUAACGCCGAGCUCUUCGCCGACCGCGCUCAGGCCAACCUCAAGCUCUGCAACUUCACCGAGGCUGUUGCGGAUGCAAAUAGAGCAAUCGAGUUAGAUCCAUCAAUGUCCAAAGCAUACUUUCGCAAGGGCAAUGCUUGUUAUGAGCUUGAAGAGUAUCAGACUGCCAAAGCAGCAUUUGAAUUAGGUUCUUCUCUGGCUCCUGGGGAUGCGAGAUUCACCAAUUUAAUCAAAAAGUGUGACGAGGGUAUUGCAGAGGAAUCUGGUGAUUUACUUGACCAGCCACUUGAAAAGGCCUCAACCCAGGUGGUACCUGCUGAAGGUGAUCAAGAAAGUGAUCAGAUUGUGAAUGAAGUUCCCAACCAGGCGACUUCACAGUUGAUUGUCAAACCGAAAUACAGGCAUGAAUUCUACCAGAAGCCUGAGGAAGUGGUUAUAACUAUAUUUGCAAAGGGCAUACCAGCUCAAACUGUCGCAGUUGAUUUUGGCGAACAAAUUCUUAGCGUUAUCAUUGAUGUCCCUGGUGAGGAUGCAUAUCAUUUUCAACCCCGCCUAUUCGGAAAGAUUGCACCGGAGAAAUGCAGAUAUGAAGUCUUGCCAAGCAAAAUCGAAGUCCGCCUUGCUAAAGCUGAGCCAUUAAACUGGAUUUCUCUUGAAUUUAGCAAGGACAGCACAGUUCCUCAAAAACUUACUGUAGUUUCAGGUACACACGGUUACUCAACUCAUUCUGAAGGCACUGGAUCUCAGAGGCCCUCGUAUCCAUCAUCAAAACCAAAAAGGGUAGACUGGGAUAAGCUCGAAGCUCAAGUAAAGAAGGAGGAGAAAGAAGAAAAGUUGGAUGGGGAUGCAGCUUUGAACAGAUUUUUCCAAGAUAUCUACAAGGAUGCCGAUGAAGACACAAGGAGAGCAAUGAGAAAAUCAUUUGUGGAGUCAAAUGGAACAGUCCUGUCCACAAACUGGAAAGAAGUGGGAUCGAAGAAGGUAGAGGGAAGUCCUCCUGAAGGUAUGGAGGUGAAGAAAUGGGAGUAUUAGGCUCGUGAUCCUUUCUAACUCUGCGAGAGAGGUCUUGCCUGUCUACAUUUUCGUUCCUUCUGUCCUAGUUUCAUGAAUCGUGCCUUAUGGAUUGCGUCUGAAUCCUGUAGAAAUACCUUCCCAUAGAAAUACCCUAGUUGUUGGUAAUCCAUGUACUAUUAUUUAUGAAGUUGCUGGUUGUGAAUUUCAAAUUGAGAAGCAAUAGAGCUCUGGCUUCUGGUCUUGCUCUUUACCCUUUUGUGUCUGCUGUUGUUUGCGCGCACUGACUGACAUAACAAUGCUGCCGCACAUUGUGAUGGUGUCCAAGUUCUUAAAAGAUCUACAGAAAAUUUUUGCAGAAAUUUAAUGAAGUUGGUGAUAUAUGUAAUUUUCUUGUUCUUUCUAAUUUUUGCGAAUCCAAUGACAGUUCAUGGUUUUAUUUGUGU
Syzygium oleosum is the source of this 1679-nucleotide messenger RNA. Its product is annotated as protein SGT1 homolog. Gene Ontology annotation, molecular function: protein-folding chaperone binding. The transcript has 11 exons. The record is from RefSeq and is a predicted model, not a curated record. Gene Ontology annotation, biological process: defense response to fungus; protein stabilization. Gene Ontology annotation, cellular component: cytoplasm; nucleus. Bases 124 to 1254 code for a protein of 376 amino acids. NCBI's taxonomy places the organism in Eukaryota, Viridiplantae, Streptophyta, Magnoliopsida, Myrtales, Myrtaceae.